UAGCUGCCAGACGUGUUUUUAAUUUCCGGAAAGAGGGGAAGAGAUUUGCAGAGGCGCACGUUAGCAAAUCGCAGGUGAAGCCCCUGCAUUUGAAUUCUUCGUCGCGUUUCUCUCUCUCGCUCGCUUCCAUUCUUUCCUCGUCGGGCGGCGGAGCUCUCGAUCCAAGCUUCUUCCUUCCCGUGCGGGCGUAGAUCCUGGAGUAUAUCGCGGUUCGUCCCCGCGGACGUCCCCUGUAAGCGGCGCCGAUCAAUUGCUCUCGUUUCUCCCUGCCUGGUGACCCAGUUUCGAGCACUGUCGUCGUACGUUAGGGCAUUCCCGACUGCUCCUCCCAUUGUCUUGGAAUCGAGGCCUUGUUCAUCUCGCGCUGCCUUUGGGAAUUUGGGAUUUCAUUUUGGGAAAUACCAACUUUCUAGGGUUUCCGUCAAGAUCUCUGAGUUAUUUCUGUUGUGGUUUGUUCCACUAAGAUCGCUUGGCUUCUGGGAACUAGGAAUUCCUCUCAGGAUUGUUCGGCACUUUGCUUUCAUUUGCAUCGUGGGACGGAAGAGUGCGGCAUUGCAAUACAUUGAAGUUGGAAGACCUUAGCUCGAGCUGACACAAAAGUUCGUGCUGCUACUGAUUUGGUCUGCAGCAGAGUGUGUGUUUGGUUUGGAUCAAUGGACGUGCCAUGUUUCUCUGUCAUUACUCACGGCCAAAUAUUGUGAAUUAUAAUGUGUGUGUUUUUUCUCCAUAAACGAAAGAUCUUGUGAGUUCGUUUAUGGGGCCGUGGAAGGUUCUAUGCAGAUGCAAAAUAUCUUCUUGCCGCUAUGCAGACAAGGCUUGUUCUUUGUGCAUAUGUUGUUUACCGCUGGUAGUGGUAGGUGAAUGGCAGAUCCUUUAAGAAAUGGUCCCAUUGAGAGGGAUGUAGAACAGGCAAUCACAGCCUUGAAGAAAGGAGCAUAUCUAUUGAAGUAUGGUCGAAGAGGGAAGCCAAAAUUCUGUCCUUUUCAUCUUUCUAAUGAUGAAGCAACACUUAUUUGGUAUUCUGGAAGCGAUGAGAAGCAAAUUAGACUUAGCCAAGUUUCAAAAAUUAUACCUGGGCAACGUACUGCAAUAUUUCAGCGGUAUCCACAACCUGAUAAAGAAUACCAGUCAUUUUCACUCAUAUACAAUGACAGAUCACUUGAUUUGAUCUGCAAAGAUAAGGAUGAAGCAGAAGUCUGGUUUGUUGGUUUGAGGGCUUUGAUCUCAAAUGGAAAUUACCGAAAGUUGAGAUUUGAAUCAAAAGGUGAUAGGAGUUCCUCUGAUAGUCCUCAUGCUUAUAUUUGGAAAUUUUCUCCAUUUAUAUCACCCAUCAGUGAUACCAAUAUUUUCCAUAAGGAUUCCAUUGAUGACCAACAAGUUAAUAUUCAAUAUGAGAGCCAGCCAACCAAUGGUUUAGGAAAGGUGUUGUCCAAUGUGAUAUUAUGUACUGCACCAGCUGAGGAUUUGUUUCAUUCAGAUUCUCUAAGUAAACCUACUUACUCAUGCUCAUCAGGGGCUACUGAUGUUUCAUAUGGCCACGGUUCUGCGACUGAUACUGUUCGAGUGAGUUUAUCUAGCGCUGUUAGCUCUUCUAGCCAUGGAAGUUUUGAUGCAUUAGGUGAUGUUUUCAUUUGGGGUGAAGGCAUUGGUGAUGGGUUGCUUGGGGGUGGAUUGCAGAAGAUUGGAAGUUCAUCUACCACUAAUAUGGAUGCACUUUUGCCUAGAGCCUUGGAAUCAAAUGUAGUUCUCAAUGUCCAUAAUAUAGCCUGUGGAAGGGGCCAUGCAGUUUUAAUAACCAGACAAGGAGAGGUUUUUAGUUGGGGAGAGGAAUCUGGAGGAAGGCUUGGGCAUGGAAACAAUGCUGAUGUUUCCCAGCCAAAGCUUAUUGAUGCUUUAGGUGGACUGAAUGUUGAACUUGUGGCUUGCGGAGAAUAUCAUACAUGUGCUGUGACUUUGUCUGGGGAUUUAUACUCGUGGGGUGAUGGUACUCACAGUUCAGGAUUCCUGGGGCAUGGGAGUGAUGCAAGUCACUGGAUUCCCAAAAGAGUGGGUGGUGCAGUGGAAUGUCUGCAUGUGUCAUCAGUGUCCUGUGGGGCAUGGCAUACAGCUAUUGUGACAUCUUCUGGCCAGCUAUUUACAUUUGGUGAUGGAAUGUUUGGCGCUCUAGGUCAUGGAGAUCGUAGUAGCACAAACAUACCAAGAGAAGUUGAAGCUUUGAGAGGAAUGCGAACUGUUUGUACAGCAUGUGGUGUUUGGCACACAGCUGCAAUUGUUGAAAUUUUAGACGCAUCAUCUGAUUCUGGUUGCUCUUCAGUAGGGAAAUUAUUCACUUGGGGAGAUGGUGAUAAAGGCCGACUCGGACAUGGUGAUAGAGAACCUCAAUUUGUUCCAGCAUGUGUACUUUCUCUUUCUGAUAGCUUGUGUAAGGUGGCUUGUGGGAACGACAUAACUAUUGCUUUAACAACUUCUGGAUGUGUUUAUGCAAUGGGAAGUAAUGUCUAUGGGCAACUUGGUAAUCCUGAAUCAGAUGGUAAACUUCCUUGCCGUGUUGGGGGUAAGAUUUCCAAUAGUUUUGUCGAUGAGAUAUCAUGUGGCUCUUAUCAUGUUGCCGUAUUAACUUCGAAAACUGAGGUUUACACCUGGGGAAAGGGAGCAAAUGGUCGUUUAGGCCAUGGCGACAAUAUUGACUGCAGUACUCCAACUCUUGUUGAAGCUUUGAAGGAUAAACAAGUGAAGAGUGUUGUGUGUGGUGUAAGUUUUACUGCUGUCAUAUGUCUUCAUAAGUGGGUAUGCAGUGUGGAUCAGUCCACUUGUGCCGGUUGUCAUCUCCCUUUUGGUUUCAGAAGAAAGCGUCAUAAUUGUUAUAAUUGUGGGCUGGUUUUUUGCAAAGCAUGUAGCAGUAGAAAAUCUACCAGAGCUUCUUUGGCACCAAAUAUUAACAAGCCGUACCGAGUAUGUGAUGAAUGCUAUGCAAAGCAUAAGAAAAUGAUAGGGGAUGGCGUGAUACCAAGAGGACCAAGAUAUCAAAUUGGAAACCUGAUUCCUGAUGAACUGGUUGACAAAGAUUCAAAUGGUUCUAAAGUGCAAGGGCAGUCUAGGUUCUCCUCAGUUGAAUCUUUUAAAGGUGAAAGUGGAGAUUUCAAAGAAUCAACUAAUGUCCGCCGUCCAAUCCUGCAUCAAUUGGGAAAUCUAUACUCAUCAACCUCUUCAAAAUUCCUUCAACCAUCUUCAAGGAAGAUAUUUUCUGCUUCUGUUCCUGGUUCGAGAGUUUCUUCUCGUUCAUCAUCUCCUACAUCAUGCAAGCCUAGUCCGCCCCACUUGGUACAUAAAAUGACUGCAACUGAUCAUAAAUGCUUGGAGAUAUUUGCUGACCCGAAGCCAAUGACUGAGGAUCUAGAACGAGAAGUAGCUAAGUUGCAGGCACAGGUAGAUGAGCUAAUGUCUAAAUCACAAAUUCUAGAAGUAGAACUGCAGAAAGCAACAAAAGAGUUGAUAGAUGCAAAGGUAAUAGCAAAUGAAGAAACUGCAAAAUGCAAAGCUGCAAAGGAAGUUAUCAAGUCUCUUACCUCACAGCUGAAAGCCAUUGCUGAGAGAGCAUCGGAGGGAUUUCUGGUAUCCAAUGAUGAAUAUGCCUGUCCAGAUUCAUCUAAACUUUCUUCCCGUGACAACAUGUCAACUAACUUGCUUGCUGCCCAUGUGUUCGAGUCAAAUGGUUGCACUAGUAAUCCAGUGUUGUACAAUGGUAAUGACAAAAUGCCUGAGGCUGCAGAAUGGGUUGAACAAGCUGAACCAGGCAUUUACUUAACCAUAACUUCUCUGGAUGGAGGCCGUAAAUCACUCAAGCGUGUGCGCUUUAGCCGGACAAAAUUCAGUGAACAACAAGCAGAGAAGUGGUGGGCAGAAAAUCAGUCUAGGCUUCAGGAGACGUACACUAUUCUUGCAGGUGAAAAUUAUGCCUCCGCUUCAGCAUCUAGAGAAAGAACAGGUUGACUGACAUAGAACCGAUAUCCAUGGAUUCUCCCUCACCCUUUCCCCCCGGUAAAUGUAAAUAACCCUACAGCCGGUGGGUGUUGCACAUAACUCGUUGGUGGUUGCUUCAGAAUACUACAGCCUGAACAAGAACAAUCACAUGCUAAUCAUCUCUACGGCCUCGAAUAAGCUUGUGCAGUUGGUUUUUCUAUUUUGCUUCUCUUUUGUUUACUCCAUCGACAAAAUAACAUGCCAACUUUUUCCUCUUUCUCUGAGUCUGGCAUGCGUGUUUAUCUUCCAUCCACUCGCUCGAAGACAACAACAUUUUUUUUUUCUAAUUUAAGGUUUUAUCUUUUUCUCA
Zingiber officinale is the source of this 4330-nucleotide messenger RNA. RefSeq names its product PH, RCC1 and FYVE domains-containing protein 1-like. The coding region runs from base 862 to 3990 and encodes 1042 amino acids. NCBI's taxonomy places the organism in Eukaryota, Viridiplantae, Streptophyta, Magnoliopsida, Zingiberales, Zingiberaceae. Gene Ontology annotation, molecular function: metal ion binding. The record is from RefSeq and is a predicted model, not a curated record. The transcript is spliced from 9 exons.